ACACGAUUGAUACUACUUGUGUGGUUCGUGAGACAUCAGUGUAAAGAGGUGUUCCCUGGCUGCUCUCCCGGUCCCAUAUUUCUUGUCUGGUUAAAACAACUCUGGCGUAGUACUUAAGAUAGAAGAACGAAGCUCAGAUACACCGACUCUACAAUUUUUUCCCGUUUGUUCUUUUUGUCCUAAUGCACGACAUUAUACAACACGUCUUUCAUUUUCAUGCGAUGCGUGCGCGAUCAUUUUCAAUUUCAUAUAUUGAUCAAUUCCAAUUUGUCCAUGGCGUUAAAAAAAGGGUAGCGUUGUUGCAGAAUUUCGGGUGCCGUGACCUCAUGCAAUGUAACCAUAUGUGACCCGACGUGGAAUAUUUCUGACUUCGAAUUUUCCGCCGAAAGAAAUUUCAAAAAAAAAACUUUAGCAAUAUCUGUAUCUAUAUAUUGGAGGUGGUGAAGUAAGUUGUUAGAAUAAACCGAACGAAAACUUGUAGAUAUCUGAGCGAGUGACGAGUACUUCUCCCGACGUUUGAUAUUAAGAAGCUCCCGAAGUCUUGUAAUUUCUGUAUUUUGUUGCUGCUUGUUCUCCUUCUCACAUAUUACGAGUUGUUUCUGUUGUAAAUUUUAUCUUUGUUUCAUCCCAAGAAAUCCGAAGGCCUCUUGCUGUUCAGUACUAUCCCGCCGUCAUUGAGAAUAUAGUCUGUCGCAUCAACAACAAACUCCGGCCUUUUCUUCACACGACAAGGCUCCUUCGCAUCAAAGAGAACCGCCCAAGACCUCUGAUCAGAAAGUAAACCUCCACCCCGACAGUACACGACCCCCACACACACACUGAGACGUCGAGAGGAGGUCAGGACGCGAAGAUAUCAUCGGAAUUAUUGCCUUGCGAGACGACUUCCUGACUACAAUUGGCGAGAAAAUAAAACUAAAGAGGGCUGAGAAGGUCUGUAUUGAGCUUGAAUUUGAAAUUUUAGGAAAAUCUCUAGUAUUUAUUCCGUUUCGCACGAAUUUUAUUUUCACCACCGGUACUACUAAUCUUUGAGGAGUGGAACCUAAACCUUGCAGUAACGAACGAAGUAGUAGAGUUGUGCGUGCACUAGUACAUCAUCCCAUCUCAUCUUGGAGAACAAGACAAGAAUCGGAGUGAAGACCACGCUGCCGCUGGAAGAAAAAUUUUGAACGAGAAAAAAUUCAGUAAAAAUACAAAUCAUCAUCAAAAAUUUAGGGACUUGUGCUCGUAGUUUGUGAAAGAGGCGUUGGAAAACAGAUUGUUUGUAUGCUGAUUUUUUUGCGAUUCUGCUCGAAAAAAUUUUCUUUUCCUAGAAAUUGACAACAAGAUUUAAUUACUUAUCAUCUUCCUCACCACAACUUACUACUCGUCCGUCGUCGCACUACAUCUAACGAAGAAAAGGUUUCACCUGUUUCUGAGUCCUUAGGUGGUCGUUUUCAGCCGCCUCGACCGCUGCAAUUCUUUGCGGGAAUUUUUAAUACCCACUUCCUCUUCUGGACUUUUGUUGCUGGGCCGCCUGCCACCAAAGUACGGUUAGUACAAAAGCAUCAAAAGCUUAGUUGCAGUAUUGAUUUUUUCUGCAGAUAACGGGAAGAAAGUGC
This is a messenger RNA of Amoebophrya sp. A120, 1598 nucleotides long. Lineage: Eukaryota; Dinophyceae; Syndiniales; Amoebophryaceae. The record is from the annotation of a GenBank genome assembly.